CCCCACUGUCUCCCUCUCUUUCUAAAUCUUAACAAAACGCCAACACCGUAACAACCAAAACGCAUACACACUCUCAAAAACUCUUUCUCCUUCUUCUAUAAACUGUAACUGUUUUCUUCUCUCCCAGAUCUUCGGCGCAGAAAAAGGUUCUCGAAUUUCAUCGCUUCCUCCUUUCGCGAUGAUGCUAUAGUAGAAGAAGAAGACAAAGAGAGAAAAAAAAAUGGACGAUAGAGGUAGCUCAUUCAUCACUGUUAGGAGAAUUCCCCACGGAGAAACCUGCCAUUCAAAUUCUGCUGAGGUUGUGGUAGGGUCAGCCGCAUGGCUUGGGCGAGGUCUGUCUUGUGUCUGUGUACAAAGAAGAGAUAGUGAUGCUUCUAACACUUUCGAUUUAACCCUAGCCCAGGAGGAAUGCUUGCAGAGGAUACAGAGACGUAUAGAUGUUCCAUAUGAUAGUUCUAUAAUUGAGCACCAGGAUGCCCUUAGGGCUUUGUGGAAUGCUGCAUUUCCUGAAGAAGAACUUCAUGGCUUGAUAUCUGAGCAGUGGAAGGAAAUGGGUUGGCAAGGGAAAGAUCCAUCAACAGAUUUUAGGGGUGGUGGUUUUAUAUCAUUGGAGAAUUUUCUCUUCUUUGCUAGGAAUUUCCCGAAAUCCUUCCAGGAUCUUUUACGCAAGCAAGAAGGAGAUCGAUCAGUGUGGGAAUACCCAUUUGCAGUUGCUGGUGUUAACAUCACAUACAUGCUGAUACAAAUGCUUGAUCUUGAAGCAGUCAAGCCACGCAAUCUGGUUGGAGCAACUUUUCUAAAAUUUCUUGCAGAAAAUGAGUCAGCUUUUGAUCUUCUCUAUUGCAUAACUUUCAAGCUAAUGGAUCAUCAAUGGCUUUCUAUGCAUGCCUCAUACAUGGAUUUUAAUGCAGUGAUGAAAGAAACACGACGCCAGCUAGAGAAAGAACUUCUCGUUGAAGACAUAGCCCAGCUUGAAGAUUUACCCUCAUACAAAUUACUUUCCCGAUAGUAACAGUCCCAAAAUCCUGUCAGUCUCCUAUUUUUCGCCAAUAGGCUUUUGUAUAUGAUGUGAUGCUCCUCCUAUCAUAAUUUUCACUCCUGUCAAUUCAGCAUUUUUAAUAACAUUUUAGCAAGAAUGAGCUAUAACAUGUAAAACUGAUGUGAGCUUAAAUCAAUUGUUCUCAGGACUGGGACCGAUUAAACCAGUGAAAGCAUUGGUUUAAGAGUCAA
Molecule: messenger RNA, 1230 nt
Organism: Glycine soja
Lineage: Eukaryota; Viridiplantae; Streptophyta; Magnoliopsida; Fabales; Fabaceae
Product: ELMO domain-containing protein C-like
Exons: 9
Coding region: 221-1009 (262 amino acids)
Source: RefSeq, a predicted model, not a curated record